GAAGUGCAACAGAUUGUUAGCAUGAAUUUAGAUAUUUAUGUUACAGUAAAAAACAAGUUAGUAGACGAGUAGUGUUCAACCUGUUCCUGAGAGGUUUAAGCAAGCAAGAAAGCAGAAUCUUUGAAUUGAAUGAAAUGGAAGGCAUGACGUACUUGGGCAUCAGACCCUUAAUCCCUUCCUCUCCGCCUCCUAAAAGAUCUUCCAGGCCUACUUCCUCCCUCUCCGUCACUUGCUCCGCCACCAAAUGGGCCGAUCGCCUCCUCAGCGACUUCCACUUCUUCGCCACUAACGCUAACGACUCCUCCGACCUCCACCAUUCUUCUUCCUCCACCACCACCACCGUCCUCGCUCCUCCCCCUCCUCCUCCCCCUCUUCCCCCUCCCGAACGCCUCGUUUCUAUCCCCCUUAAUUUCUAUCAGGUAUUAGGAGCAGAGGCGCAUUUUCUUGGAGAUGGUAUAAAAAGAGCUUAUGCAGCUAGGGUUUCUAAACCUCCUCACUCUGGUUUCAGUGAAGACACUUUGAUUAGCCGUAGACACAUUCUUCAAGCUGCUUGUGAAACCCUAUCUAACUCCCAGUCUAGACGAGAAUACAAUCAAGCCCUUGUUGAUGAUGAGCUCGAUACUAUCAUCACUCAAGUCCCCUUGGACAAGGUUCCGGGGGCUCUCUGUGUAUUGGAAGAAGCGGGAGAGACAGAGGAGGUUCUUAUUAUUGGAGAAAAUUUGCUUAGAGAGAGACUGCCAAAGUCUUUCAAGCAAGAUUUGGUUCUUGUUAUGGCUCUUGCUUAUGUCGAAGAAUCGAGGAACGCUAUGGCAUUCACUCCGCCUGAUUUUAUUAGAGGCAGUGAGAUGCUCGAAAGAGCACUCAAACUCUUGCAGGAGGAAGGUGCCAGCAGGCUUGCACCAGAUUUACUUGAACAAAUCGAUGAGACUUUAGAGGAGAUCAACCCUCGACGUGUCCUACAUCUUCUGGCACUACCACUUGAUGACAUAUACCAGAUGAGGCGGGAUGAGGGUCUUCGUGGAGUGCGCAAUAUACUAUCCGCUGUUGGAAGAGGAGGAGCUGUACCUGUUGCGGGAGGAUUUACCCGUGAUGAUUUCAUGGAACAGGCCUUUUUACACAUGACUGCUGCAGAGCAGAUCAACCUAUAUCAAGCCAUACCAAAAGAUAUUGUUCCUGAAGAAUUUGAAGCUUGUAGAACAGCACUUGCCCUUGUUGCUCAAGCUUUUGUUGGUAAAUCUCCUCGUCAUAUACCUCAGGCUGAAGCGCUAUUUCAUCAACUUCAACAGAUUAAGUUAACAGGUCAAUGGAGUGCUGACUCUGCUUAUGCUCCCAAACAGUACCAUGAUAUAGACUAUGCUUUAGCCCUGGGUCUUUGUUCACUUCUUCUUGGGGAUCUAGAUGAGUGUCGCAGACAAUUGGGCCUAGACAGUGAUACUUCACCUUAUAGAAAUCCACCCUUUGUAGAUUUUAUGAUGAAAAAUUAUCCGGAUGAUGAUGACAAUGAUCUUCCCUUUCUUUGUAAACUGUUGGAGACUUGGUUAAUGGAAGUGGUUCUUCCUAGAUUUAGAGAUACCAAUAAUAUACAAGUUAAGCUUAGAGACUACUAUGAUGAUCCUGCGGUCUUGAGAUAUUUAGAGAGUCAGGAACGAGGUGGCCUGGCUGCAGCAGCAGCCAUUGUGAAGAUCAAGGCUGAGAAGGCUACUACUGCUGUUAUUGACCAUGUUAAGGCUGGUGCAAUUCAGGCAUUGCAGAAGGUGUUUCCUAUCAGCCAGAAGGGUACAAGAUUAGAAAGUGGUGGCAUGAAUUAUCCUUUUUCUUCUGUAGCAAAUGAAGAUUAUCAUGAAUCACUUGAUUCAGAUGUCAUAGCUGAAAUUCCUGGAGAGCACAGUCAUGCUGAAGUGAAUGAAGAAGAAUUGAUUGCUAGUGAAAGGAAAGAUGCUAUUAUUAAGUUCAUGUCAACUGGUAUCGCAAUUGGACUGGUUACUUUGUUUAGCUUGAAAUGUUUGCCUGUCAGGACUCGCUCCUCCAUUCAGCGUAAUAGUAUCGCUCCGGCAAUGGCCUCUGGCACCAUCAAUGUAGUGUCUCCAUUAGAUGAAUCUGUCGAGGAAUUGCCCAGAAUGGAUGCAAGAUAUGCAGAGGAUAUAGUACACAAGUGGCAGAGCAUUAAAUCUCAGGCUUUUGGAUCCGAACACGCUUUAGGAAAAUUGCAUGAGGUUCUGGAUGGUCAGAUGUUAAAAACUUGGAAGGAGCGCGCUGCUGAAAUAGCACAACUCGGUUGGGUAUAUGAUUAUACUCUACUGGACCUAACCAUUGACAGUGUGAUUGUCUCUGUAGAUGGGCAACAUGCUGUAGUGGAAGCAACUAUAAAAGAGUCAGCUUCCUUAAUUGAUGCGGCUCAACCUGAGAAUGAUGCCUCAAACAUCACAACUUACACAACGAGAUAUCAGAUGUCUCGUUCCAAUUCGGGAUGGAAAAUUACUGAAGGAGCAAUAAUGAAGUAAAAGAAGGUAUCUUCAUACUGUAAAUGCUUUCUCUGUUUCUGUUAUAAUUUUUCAUAAUUUCAUUGGGAGGCAACUUUUCUUUAUCAACCUGUACUUGAUUGUGUAAUUAAUUCUUUUUAACUGUUCCACUGCCACCUAUCCAAAAAUAACAAGUUCUCGAGGGUUUUGACCA
Messenger RNA from Mercurialis annua (annual mercury), 2673 nucleotides. RefSeq names its product protein ACCUMULATION AND REPLICATION OF CHLOROPLASTS 6, chloroplastic. Bases 135 to 2501 code for a protein of 788 amino acids. The transcript has 7 exons. NCBI's taxonomy places the organism in Eukaryota, Viridiplantae, Streptophyta, Magnoliopsida, Malpighiales, Euphorbiaceae. Gene Ontology annotation, biological process: chloroplast fission. The record is from RefSeq and is a predicted model, not a curated record. Gene Ontology annotation, cellular component: chloroplast inner membrane.